This is a messenger RNA of Conger conger (European conger), 789 nucleotides long. RefSeq lists its product as uncharacterized. Bases 1 to 789 code for a protein of 262 amino acids. The record is from RefSeq and is a predicted model, not a curated record. NCBI's taxonomy places the organism in Eukaryota, Metazoa, Chordata, Actinopteri, Anguilliformes, Congridae. The transcript has a single exon.
AUGGCUGCGUCCACCCCAAAGGUGGAAAAGGUGACGAAACAAGAGACAUUAAAGCUUCUGGAAAAAUGUAAAAAAGAAAGAGACGAUGCGAUACACAGAGAGACCAUGAUGAGGGACAAGCUGAGGCACUACGAGUCCAGGAUAAGGUCAACCGAGGCGCUUAGACACAAACUGAAAAAUAUGUCUCAGGACAACAAGGAUCUGCGUAAAACCGUGAAAACACUAAGGGCCGAUCUGGGGUUGGAAUCGAGUCCAAAGUUCCAAGGGAAAACUACCAGGGAUAUUAUCAACGACCUGCACGAAAAAGAGCGUCAGUGCAGCGCUAUGGUAGAAAGAGCGGGGAAGUUGAGUCGCACGAUUGAUGAACUUACGUCUGAGCUGGCAAACACAGUCACUUCUAAAACUCUUCUGGAAGAAGAGUUAGCAUCCUUGCAGCAGAACCUUAAGGACAUGACCAACAACCAGCGUCGCUUGUUGAAACUUUGGGAGGACAAGAAAGCACAAAGAGAACAACUGUCCCUCCCGGCUAUUGGUCAAAGGCGACCCGUUGUCCAGAAAAGCAUUCAGACCGAGAUGUCCAUCAGUCCGACGCAGAAGCUGCCAACGAAUGCUUUUGAGAUCAAACCAAUUCGCCGGGAGACUGAAAGAAAUAAAUCCACGUUAGAAAAACGCAGUAUUUUACAAAACGGCUCUCAUCGAGAGAAGACAGCUUUAAUGCACUCUGAACCAAAAAGCGUCCCGAAUUCACUGAUGCAACAGACCGGAUUGGAGACCCAUAGCAACAGCUAG